Molecule: messenger RNA, 664 nt
Organism: Dimorphilus gyrociliatus
Lineage: Eukaryota; Metazoa; Annelida; Polychaeta; Dinophilidae
Source: the annotation of a GenBank genome assembly
AAUGAUCGCGCUGACAAACUGGCGCGACUCGCACCGCCUGUCGUUAAGUGGCUGUUUUGUAUUUGUUGCGGACCGACCUUCUACCGGUACUGGUAGUAGUGAUACCUGCGGUUGUGCUAUUAGGUCUGACGAGAUCGAAAUGCUCUUGGCGGAAGUCGACAGGGCAACAGAGAAAGCCGCUGCUGGUGAGAAAGAAGUGGAACAACUAAAAGCUCAGCUGGAGACUCUUACUCAGAAUUUGUCCCAAGCCGAACAAAAGAAUACAGCACCUAAUGUGGAUCAGGCUAUGAACAAUUUAAAAAAUUCUUCGCUUGAAGUUGAAUUGGCAUCGAAAGAUCGGGAAUAUCAGCAGUUAAUCGAGGAAUAUCAGCGUCUGCAAAGGACGCACACUCGAUCUAAGGAAGAGGACAAUAGCCGUAUUAAUCGUCUCGAAGAAGAAUUGGAGAGUGCUAAAGAGAAGAUCGACCAAUUAGAAAAGAGAUUGUCGGAACAGGCCGACUACGAAGAGCUGAAGAGAGAAUUGGCUGUGAUCAAAUCUAUACAAUUGGGUGCAGCUUCCGAGAGAGCUAAACCGUUAGAGGUACUCGUUCUCGAGAAGAACAAGCAACUGCAGUCGGAAUUGACGCAGCAGAAGAAUGCCAACGCUGAAUUGGCAGGUGAGUGA